AAUAAUAAUCACAAAAGCGACUGAACUCAAUUCGACAAUCGGGGCCAUGAAAUCUGGAGAUAAUGACGAUCAUCAUCAUCAUCCUGGAGACUGCUGGCGAAGUGGAGAAAGCAGUAUUAAGCGUUAAGCUUUCUAUUAAGGAUGAGGUUAGGGUUUGCAACUCCCAUUUCUGUCCAUCCGCCUUCUUCACUUCCCCUUACCUCUUCUCUUCCCUUGUCACUUCCUUUCAACGACCAUAGCUCCUUCCUCUCUUCCUCCAGUCUCAGUUUCACCCCCUCAGGAAGAAGUAGUUUAGCGUUGCGUGUGGAAAAUAUUGGUUUUAAGAUUGAGCGGCAGCUAAUUGACUUAAUGGAAUCAGGACAAGAAAUUCCAGAAGUUAACAGGAACCUUUAUCCAUCUAUAGAGCCGUAUAGCACAGGGUUUUUGAAGGUCUCAGAAAUUCAUACAAUCUACUGGGAGCAAUCUGGAAAUCCUAAUGGCUAUCCAGUUGUCUUUCUUCAUGGGGGUCCUGGAGGAGGGACAACACCAAGUAAUCGGAGAUUCUUUGAUCCUGAUCACUAUAGAAUUAUUUUAUUUGACCAGAGAGGUGCAGGAAGGAGUACACCUCAUGCUUGCUUGGAACAAAAUACAACAUGGGAUCUCAUCAAUGACAUAGAAAAGUUAAGAGAACACCUGGAAGUUCCAGAAUGGCAGGUGUUUGGUGGGUCAUGGGGAAGUACCCUUGCUCUUGCAUACAGCCAGUCACACCCUGAGAAGGUUACGGGCAUGGUCCUUAGAGGGAUCUUUCUUUUGCGAAAGAAAGAGAUUGCUUGGUUUUAUGAAGGUGGAGCUGCUGCUAUAUUCCCUGAUGCUUGGGAGCCAUUUAGAGACCUUAUUCCGGAAAAUGAGAGAGGUUGCUUAGUUGAUGCCUACCACAAGAGGUUGAAUUCUGAUAAUGCAGAAACACAAUAUGCAGCUGCUAGAGCAUGGACAAAGUGGGAAAUGAUGACUGCGCAUCUUUUUCCAAAUGAGGAUAAUAUCAAGAGAGGAGAUGAUGACAACUUUUCGUUGGCAUUUGCGAGGAUUGAGAAUCAUUAUUUUGUGAACAAAGGAUUCUUUCCUUCAGAUUCAUACCUGCUAGACAAUGUUGAUAAGAUAAGGCAUAUUAACACUACAAUUGUUCAGGGAAGAUAUGAUGUUUGCUGUCCUAUGAUGUCUGCUUGGGAUCUUCAUAAAGCAUGGCCAGAAGCAGAUUUUAAGGUUGUUGCAGAUGCAGGACAUUCUGCAAACGAACCAGGAAUAGCGGCAGAACUUGUGGCUGCAAAUGAAAAGCUGAGAAACUUUGUCAAGAAUAAUGGACCCUGAAGAGAAUUCAGCAUGCUGUCCCAAGUCAGGAAUGUGAAGUAUAAUUUAUGAAAAGCUGAGGACCUUGUCACCUAUAUGCGCCAUUGCUAUCUAAAACAAACGUAGGUAGUCAUAGUUUAAGUUAUACAGUUUGAGAGUAAAGAGACCCUCAUUGGUUUGUGAAUGUUGCCUGCCCUUUUCAACUUCUCUUUUUUUAUUUCUUCAACUCAUGAGAGAGCACCAUAAGAACCGCUGAAUAAUGACUGGGCAAUUAGCUGUUGCCCUGACUGGGUGCUGGAAAAUUUACAAUGGGGUUUUUGAAGUAAAUUUACAGUAGGGCAUUAAGCCUCAAACCAAAUAAGUUAUUGAAUGUGGUAAUGCCUUUAGCAUGUUUGAACUGAUUGUGGUAUGCCAGUAGGGAGUCAAAGGUGGCGAUAAAAAUGCAAUGAACUGCAUAAGAUGCUUUAAGAUGCUUCUAUCUUAUUUACCUUUGGUGAGGUCGCCCCUUUGAGAAGGCCCAAACUUGUCCAUGUUUAAACUGAAACUGUAAACUGCACCGGUUUAUAUCAAGUUCGGGGAUUUUUAUUAUA
This is a messenger RNA of Carica papaya (papaya), 1913 nucleotides long. It is a transcript of the gene PIP, whose product is annotated as proline iminopeptidase. Gene Ontology annotation, cellular component: cytoplasm. Gene Ontology annotation, biological process: proteolysis. The record is from RefSeq and is a predicted model, not a curated record. Gene Ontology annotation, molecular function: aminopeptidase activity. Lineage: Eukaryota; Viridiplantae; Streptophyta; Magnoliopsida; Brassicales; Caricaceae.